AUGGAUCAAACAACACUUGCAGCUAGCUUAACCAUCGUCAGCAAGGAUCUCAACGCCAGUAACGAAAGCGCGUGGAUUGCAGGCGCAUACUUUCUGACGUCCACGUCAUUCCAACUCCUCUACGGGCGGCUCUCUGACAUUUGGUCCCGCAAGGUGCUCUUAGUUAUAGGCAUUGGCAUCUUCUUUCUCGGCUCGCUAGCUGCUUCCUUGGCAAAGUCCGCUCUGCAGCUGAUCGUCUUCCGUGCAUUCAUGGGCGUCGGAGGUGGCGGCCUCAUGACGGUUGCGCAGAUGAUCGUAUCGGACAUUGUGCCUCUUCGCGAGAGGGGAAAGUAUCAGGGUAUACUCUCAAAACAAGACUAA
Molecule: messenger RNA, 360 nt
Organism: Alternaria viburni
Lineage: Eukaryota; Fungi; Ascomycota; Dothideomycetes; Pleosporales; Pleosporaceae
Exons: 2
Coding region: 1-360 (119 amino acids)
Biological process (GO): transmembrane transport
Molecular function (GO): transmembrane transporter activity
Source: RefSeq, a predicted model, not a curated record